ACCCGAGCGCCGCAAACGGAAAAAUAGACUCAAGCCACCAAAAUGGCGAAGUUUCUUCACAGAAACCUCAACUUUACAUUCGCAGUGGCUGGUUUAAUGGCCAUAUGUUGUUUCAUUUUCAACAUCAUAGCCUUCUGCACACCCAACUGGUUGGUGUCUUGGCCAAGGAUACACAGUGGGUUCCGGCGGAUCGGCCUCUGGGAGGUUUGUUUUAACGGCUAUGUGCAACCUUGGGACUACACUAUGCAGUCCUAUGUAGGUUGCUGGUGGAUUUUGUCAACACAUUUCUUGGAAAUCCGAUUUUGGCUUUUGCCUGCAUGGUUCGUGUUCAUUCAAGUACUGAUGACCAUCAGCAUCAUCAUGGACAUCGGCAUCCUCGUCUUGAGCAUUGCGAUGGCUGUCCUCCGCGUCAAGAACAAGACCGCCAAUCUGCGUAAAGGUUUUCAUGGACGCCAUGGCAUUAAGAUGAUGAAAGUGUGCAUCGCUUUUGGGUUCCUUACUACCAUAUUCUUCUUCGUGGUCUCCGUCCUGCUGGCCAUAUACAGCGAGGACCCCCUCUGGAUGCCACAGCCCACCAUCAACAAGUUCUCGUGGUCCUACGGCCUCGGCAUCCUCUCGGGUUUUGCUGGGACUUUCUGCGCCCUGGCAUACCUGUUCGAGAUGCGCUCCAUGAUGAGGGAUGAGCACGAUCCCGACGAUAUGCCGAUGUCCCCGAAAAUGUCAGAGCCACAAUUGAAGCAGUCAGAGGACUUAUAAGAAGCAGAAGGGCUAGAGCAAUCUUUUAUAUGUUUCUGGACUGUUUUGGAUUGCUACCAUAUCCAGUCUUUACAUAAAUCAACAUAGACUUCUGUUAACAGAUUUAAGAAUGAGGAAAAUACUUGAAAGCUUUACCCAGACUUUCUAACGUCAUACCUGCUGUAAAAUUCAUGCCAAGACUUGGACUAUUUUCAACAUUUGAAUGUGGUAUUUCUUAUCAUUUACCAGUACACCGUCCACGAAGCGCAACCUUAAAAUCAUUCCAUCCAAUCGAUCUCGGCAAAUAUCCAAGGUGCCAUUUUUGUUGUGGUUUUUUUCUACCGGCCUUGUUUCAGGUGGCUUCUUUCAGUGAAUUCUGUUGUUGUAGCUAUACAAAGAUAUUGCCUGGCCAGUAGAAAAAGGUCAAUGCGCAUACAUGCAUGCGCAUAAAACGAAGAUGGGGCCGAUAUUGAAAUGAUGAAUAUUAACACAAAUCUUUCGAAAACAUUCCAUUACUUUAACAAAGUUUCUUACAUUCCUGCCUUUUUACUUUGAAAGCAAUGUAUUACUCCUGUUCUUCUUUUAAAGAUGUUCUGUUUCAAAACAGAAACUUCACUAUUCAAAAGGUUACAAACAUGUCUGUUGCCAGGAUAUUCUAUCCGUUCUGGAAUUCAUAUUUUGAAAUUCGCCCAAUACCGGUGUACACUAGUUAUUGCUGGCAUCCCAGGUAUCGUCAACUGAUUAAAUUUUUGCUAUCUUACCAAAAACUUUCAUAGUUUUAACACCCUGGCAACAGGCCUUAGUAACUGAUUUGUAAAUAGGUAGCAUUUGUGUAAAUUUUAUGCGUCUGUAUAUAAAUUCGCCACGCAUUUGUAUAAGAAUGUACAUGUAUAUCAUUUUAUAAGGAACAUUAUUCGCUUUUAGUGAUUUUAAAUCAAAUCAUAUCUCAACUCGACGUUAGACAUGUCAUUACUGUCAACUCGGACAGGAGCCAUCACGACUUUCAUUAUUAAAGAGGCGUGCCUUGAGAUAAUACCCUGCCAUUUUGGAGGACGAAAUAGCUCCUGACUGAUUUUACAGUGUGUACAGGCAACCUCUUGUAAUGACUUACAAUUUAAAAUGUAGUUGCCAGUAAAACAGACAAUUAAAUGAUUUCACUUCAAGGUCAAUGAGUACAGGUCAGUCAAGAUUUGGCAAAGUCCUCUGAGGAGUAUGUGCUGUGCCUGUAUUGUGCAAAGUUCAUUGCUUUUAUAGAAAGUUGAAACAUGUCAACAGACAGAGUGUACUUUAUAUUCAAUAAAUGAUUCUAAUAAAUACAUUUA
Lineus longissimus is the source of this 2057-nucleotide messenger RNA. RefSeq lists its product as uncharacterized. The transcript has 3 exons. The coding region runs from base 43 to 756 and encodes 237 amino acids. Gene Ontology annotation, cellular component: membrane. NCBI's taxonomy places the organism in Eukaryota, Metazoa, Nemertea, Pilidiophora, Heteronemertea, Lineidae. The record is from RefSeq and is a predicted model, not a curated record.